UUCAGAUAGCAUUCUCUCGUAAUCUUCAAAUCAUUCAGCUUACAUCCUUAUCCUCUCCAGUCUCUACCCGCAUCUCCUCUAAAACACUCCCCCACUAGAGAAUACAACAGCCAACUCACCAUCAGCCAUGUAGCGCCCAUACAAUGCACCAAGAAACUAUCCAUUUCCUCUCCUCCUCCACUAAGCCUUCUUUCUCUCCCACUUCCUUCCUUCCAAAAUCCAGUUUCUUCCCUCCCCACCAUGAUUCUCCCUCACUUUCUCGCUCAAAAAACCAACUGUUCCAUGUAUUCUCCCCCAAAGCCGCUAUCUCUCUUCCACUUAAAUCCCAUACUACUCCAGAACUUUCCUCCAUGUCGCCCCCGAGUCGCCCAGUACUCCAGCAGCCCAAUCCUCGUCGUUCCCAAUUCCAGGAGAAAAUGCUCUACCUCGAUUCCAUCGGCCUCGACUUCUUCUCCCUCAUCAACCAGUACCCUCCGAUCGUCUCCGCAUCCCUCUCUGACGUCAAAUCCACCGUCGAUUACAUGACCUCCCUGGGUUUCACUGCCAUCGAGUUCCGCCGAAUCGCCGGUAUGUGCCCCGAAAUCCUCACCUCUCGAGUCUCCGACAUAGUCCCCGUAUUCACCUUCCUGCUCCGCGAGGUCUGCGUCAACGGCUCCGAUCUCAAGCGCGUCAUCAACCGACGGCCGAGGUUGCUCGUCUGCAGCGUCAAGCAACGACUCCGCCCCACCCUAUACUUUCUCCAGAGUAUCGGCAUCUACGAGUUAAACAAGCACACGUCUUUGCUCUCCACUAGUGUCGAAGAAAAGCUCAUACCCAGAAUCGAGUACUUCGAAAAAAUUGGGUUUUCGCACCGAGACGCGGUAUCCAUGUUUCGGAGAUUUCCGCAGCUAUUUAAUUACAGCGUCAAACAUAAUUUCGAGCCGAAAUUCGAUUACUUUGUGGUGGAAAUGAGAAGGGAUUUGAGGGAGCUGAAAGAGUUUCCGCAGUACUUCUCGUUUAGCUUAGAGAAUAGGAUCAAGCCUAGGCACCAGUGUUGUGUAGAGAAGGGUGUGUGCUUUCCUCUCCCCGUAUUGUUAAAGACGAGGGAGGCGCAAUUCCAAGAGAGAUUGGAGGUAUGGUGUAAUUCUUCUAUACCAUUGAGAACUUCCCCUUUGUGGUAUACAAAUUGUCAUAUUCAUUCAAAUGUAUAGAGUAAAUUUAGAUUUAA
Molecule: messenger RNA, 1207 nt
Organism: Juglans regia (Persian walnut)
Lineage: Eukaryota; Viridiplantae; Streptophyta; Magnoliopsida; Fagales; Juglandaceae
Product: transcription termination factor MTEF1, chloroplastic-like
Exons: 1
Coding region: 144-1190 (348 amino acids)
Biological process (GO): regulation of DNA-templated transcription
Molecular function (GO): double-stranded DNA binding
Source: RefSeq, a predicted model, not a curated record